Molecule: messenger RNA, 828 nt
Organism: Temnothorax curvispinosus
Lineage: Eukaryota; Metazoa; Arthropoda; Insecta; Hymenoptera; Formicidae
Product: KRAB-A domain-containing protein 2-like
Exons: 1
Coding region: 1-828 (275 amino acids)
Biological process (GO): DNA integration
Molecular function (GO): nucleic acid binding
Source: RefSeq, a predicted model, not a curated record
AUGGGGCCACUCCCGCCCAGUAAAUCGGGGCACGCAUAUCUUCUCGUGAUGCAGGAUUUUUUCACUAAGUGGAUCGAGUGUUGCCCGUUACGUAAGGCUACUGGCAAGAAAAUCAGAGAAGCUAUCGAAGACCUCGUUAUUUUUCGUUGGGGAGCCCCGCGCGUCUUGUUAACUGACAACGGCAUCGAGUUUUUGAAUCGAGAAUUGCACGCGUUAGCGGAACAGUACGGCAUUCAGCACACGACGGUACCGCCGUAUCACCCACAAGCGAACCCUGUCGAACGAGUCAAUCGCGUAUUGAAAACGAUGAUUACCGCUUACUUGGAACGGGACCACCGCAAAUGGGACCAACAUAUUAACGAGUUUCGUUUCGCGUACAAUUCCGCACACCAUACUUCGCUGCAGGCGACACCCGCUUUUCUAAAUUUUGGGAGGGAACCUCAGCCUGUUAAUCUAUCUCGCGGACGGGAAGACGAAGCUGUCGCGGUGGAGAACUCCGAUCCUGCCCUUUGGAGGGAAAGAAUGGAGAAGAUCCAACAGUUACGGACAUGGGUUGUCGAAAAUCUAGAGACGGCUCGAAUGAAACAAACCCGAUAUUAUAAUUUGCGUAGGCGAGAUCGCCAAUUCGUGGUGGGCGACCGCGUAUUGAAACGACAGCACGUCUUAUCGUCCGCCGCUCAACACGUUUCCGCGAAAUUGUCUACCAAAUUUCAUGGCCCCUUUUCCGUACGGAAAAUUCUGUCGCCUGUCGUAUACGAGCUUGCCGAUUCCUUAGGCAACUCGAUCGGAAAAAUUCACAUCAAAGACUUAAAACCUUAUUAUGAAUAG